AUGCCAGCAGUUACUUCCACUUCGCCAUGGGAGCGUGUCACCGAAUGCUUGAAGUUGGAAAAUGCAUCCUUACGUCGCGAUCUCAAACGGUUCAACAAUGCCAUCCGGGAAGGAGAAAACCUGGGUGAGCCAGCAGAAGCUAUUGAUCUGGAACAUAUGGAAGUGCUUUGCCAUCAGUCUAUGAAAAGAUUACGUGAACUGGAAGUUCAGUGUUUGGAAAUGAAGGCACGAUGGCUUAAACUUAAUCAAAUGUUAACCAAUGAGAAGGCAGAAAUCGCAAGAUUGUUAACGUUCAACAAGCAAUUGUAUAGCGAUAUCGAACGUGCGGUCGCGACGACCAUCAGGUUGAAGAACGAAAUCGCCCGAAAUCGUCAGUUGGUACAAGAAGAACAAACGGCAAUUUCGGAACUUCAACGGAAGCUGGACAUCUACAAAGUCCCACCUACAUACGACUACGCCAACUUAGUGGCCAGUAUGACUAGGUUGGCCAGAGAACGUCUCAUACUGGAGAGGAAGAAGGCUGUGGCUCAGCUCAAGUUAAAAGCACACAAACGGAUAUGGCAUCGGAUGAUAAAGCAUUUUGGUUGAGAGAUCAAUGGUUCCCUUAAUGCUUCCGCAGUUGGAAGAAAAGUGGAAACAUUUUGGACGCAUGUUAUAUGAAGUUCAACAGGAGUGAAUAUUCCUGCCUAUUUUUCGGCCCUUUCCAUUUGGUUGACACCAUUUGCUCCGCUCAUGGAGCAUUGAGAACUCCUUUCCCUUCAUCUCAGACCAUGAGAGCACUCUGUGAUUCUGUGGGUUAUUGGCUACAAGCCAAAUAAAUACCCUGGAACAGA
Dicrocoelium dendriticum is the source of this 833-nucleotide messenger RNA. The record is from the annotation of a GenBank genome assembly. Lineage: Eukaryota; Metazoa; Platyhelminthes; Trematoda; Plagiorchiida; Dicrocoeliidae.